This is a messenger RNA of Mucor velutinosus, 1461 nucleotides long. Its product is annotated as Myosin type-2 heavy chain 1. Lineage: Eukaryota; Fungi; Mucoromycota; Mucoromycetes; Mucorales; Mucoraceae. The coding region runs from base 1 to 1461 and encodes 486 amino acids. Gene Ontology annotation, biological process: vesicle budding from membrane; clathrin-dependent endocytosis; clathrin coat assembly. The transcript is spliced from 6 exons. Gene Ontology annotation, cellular component: clathrin-coated pit; clathrin-coated vesicle. The record is from RefSeq and is a predicted model, not a curated record. Gene Ontology annotation, molecular function: clathrin heavy chain binding; SNARE binding; 1-phosphatidylinositol binding.
AUGGAGACAGCUGUAAGAAAGGCAACCAGACUUGACUACAAUCCACCGAAACAGAAGCAUUUGCAGACUUUAAUUAGCUUGACUUUUCAGAGUCCUGGAAAUGCUGCUAGUAUCAUUGAUUUGCUCGAUAGAAGGCUGAGAGAAAACUCGUGGAUUAUUAUAUUCAAGGUGUUGAUCAUUAUCCACACUUUGAUGCGAUUGGGAGAUGGCGAGAAGGUGAUAUCCUACGUCGAGACAAAGCCAUCCGCCUUGGACACAAGCAAGUUGAGAGAGAAAUCCUCGGGGGUGGUACACAUUCAGAACAUCUACCUAUAUACUGCUUAUUUGGAGCAGAAAGUGAUUGCUUACCGUCAUCUACGAGUAGAUUAUGUAAAAAACACCAUGGGAAGCAAAGAGGGACGAUUGAGACAUUUGUCCGUGAAAGAUGGACUAUUAAAGGAGACAGUGGUAUUACAAAAGCAAAUUGGCACACUCUUGAAGAGCAAUUUUAUUCUGGAGGAUGUGGACAACAAUAUCAGCUUGUACGCCUAUCGAUUACUCGUGGAAGAUUUACUGGUCUUGUUUCAGGUCAUCAAUGAAUCGAUCGUCAACAUUUUGGAGCAUUAUUUUGCCAUGGAUAAAUCAGAUGCUAGAAUGAGCCUCGAGAUAUACAAGCGAUUUGCAAAGCAAACGGAGGACACCAUCUCUUUUUUGGAUAGAGCGAGAAGACUACAAAAUGAUUUGAAUAUUUCGAUCCCUACAGUCAAGCAUGCUCCUUUAUCGCUGGCAGCUGCUUUGCAAGAGUACCUCGAUGAUGCAAGCAAGAGCAGUAGUCAUAGCAAAGCUCAGGGACAGAUGAAUAACAGUUCAACGCCACCACAACAGCAACAGGCAGCAUCCAACACGAUCAGCUUUAGUACGAAUGCUCAACCUCAGCAGCAGCCAAAAGAAUUGAUUGAUUUCUUUGCAAGCCUCGAAAAUGAAAAGGCAAAUAUAUUCUACAAUCCAGUGAUCCAACAGCAGCCACAGCCAUCCUCCAUGUUUGCGCCUCCUUCACUGAUCGCUGCUCAACCCACUGGCCACAAUCCCUUCAGAACAAACCCAAUGGAUAAUAGUAUGCAACAGCUCAUGAUACAGCCUCAGCAAUCCACUUCAUCCAUCUUACCAACGUUGGGUAGUCAAGUGCAGCAGCAGCAAGCUAACCCCUUCCGAGCAAGCACAAUGCCUCAAAUGAGCACCUCUUCCCCUACACCUUAUUUUAAUCAUAAUAGCUUUAGCAACAACAACAACAACAACAACAACAGCGCUUUCUUUAUGCAACAGCCACCUCAACCACAACACACCUUGAGUAGUAAUAACAACCCAUUUGCGCUGUCUAGUCAACCACCACAGCAAAUUAUGGUGGCAUCACCUAGCACGAUGAACAGCAAUAACCCUUUUAGUAACAGCAAUGUCAAUGCUGCUUUGAUGCAGCAACGCUAA